Molecule: messenger RNA, 957 nt
Organism: Gekko japonicus
Lineage: Eukaryota; Metazoa; Chordata; Lepidosauria; Squamata; Gekkonidae
Gene: ABHD3
Product: abhydrolase domain containing 3
Biological process (GO): medium-chain fatty acid biosynthetic process; phosphatidylcholine metabolic process; medium-chain fatty acid catabolic process
Molecular function (GO): A2-type glycerophospholipase activity; monoacylglycerol lipase activity; glycerophospholipid phospholipase A1 activity
Source: RefSeq, a predicted model, not a curated record
ACACCGAGGACAUAUUGUGCUUCUAAUACAGAGGACUUGGAAGCUGUUAUUCAUCAUGUACACAGCUUGUAUUCCUCAGCUCCAUUUAUGGCAGCAGGUGUUUCUAUGGGAGGCAUGCUUCUUGUCAACUAUUUGGGUAGCAUUGGCACAGAAACACCACUGAAUGCGACAGCAGGAUGGAAUGAUUUUGAUUGUGUAGACUCACUGGAAAAACCUGUGAACUGGCUUCUCUUUAAUUAUUAUUUAACUAGCUGUCUACAGUCUUCAGUGAUUAGACAUCGGGAAAUGUUUGAAAAGCUAUUUAAUAUGAACCUUGUCAUGAAGGCUAAGACCAUCAGGGAAUUUGAUAAACAAUUCACUUCUGUCAUGUUUGGCUAUCCUACAAUUGAUGAUUACUAUUCAGAUGCUAGUCCAUUCCGUAGACUGAAGACAGUUGGAAUUCCAGUGUUGUGCUUAAAUUCGAUGGAUGACGUUUUCUCACCAAAUCAUGCCCUACCAGUGGAAAUGGCGAAACAAAAUCCAAACGUGGCUUUGGUUCUUACUUCCUGUGGAGGCCAUAUUGGUUUUCUGGAAGGAUUGUGGCCAAGAAAAUGCACGUACAUGGACAGAGUCUUCAAGCAGUUUGUUCAAGCUGUGUUUGAGCAUGGAAGCAAAAUCCUUAAUAUGUAGCAACUUAGCAGGACCAUGAUUGCACCACAGUAGCAUUUUAUGAUCAGGGUAUAUAAACUUACUGCACACGAUUCAGCAAAUAAGCCUGCAAAAUGGAUGAAAUCCAUGAUUAUGAGCAAAAAGCAUAGUUUUGCUUAGGUACUUUGCAAUAAUAUUACUUUUGUAUGUUUGCUUUAAUAUGCCUUAUAUAAAUGAUAUUAAAUGAAAAGAGCACUUUGCACACAUGAAAUUGCACUUAACCAAAAAACAUUAAGUAAACAGAUGAUUUCUCAGGUUUGUUUAAAAAAA